Molecule: messenger RNA, 6575 nt
Organism: Rhincodon typus (whale shark)
Lineage: Eukaryota; Metazoa; Chordata; Chondrichthyes; Orectolobiformes; Rhincodontidae
Product: zinc finger protein 280D-like
Exons: 20
Coding region: 689-3673 (994 amino acids)
Biological process (GO): regulation of DNA-templated transcription
Molecular function (GO): DNA-binding transcription factor activity, RNA polymerase II-specific; RNA polymerase II cis-regulatory region sequence-specific DNA binding
Source: RefSeq, a predicted model, not a curated record
GUGCGCAGCUGCGGCAGCGGCAGCGGCAAAAAAUAUCAUAAUAAUGUUGGCGGAUGGCCGGUAUUAAGAAUUUGCGCGUUUAGGCCGCAGAGAAGCAGGCGGUGAGUCACUCUUUCUGACGGGUAUUUUGAUUAGGGAGGUUCAGAACCGUGUGCGGAUAGCUUCGGGCUCGCAGCGGCCUGUGGGAGUUGGCUGGGUAGGUCGGGGCCUGCCGAGCGGGCGGCCUGACCACCGGCGCCAUGUUUGCUGUUGUCGCUUCGCAUAGAAGAACUGGACGGACGGCGAGAUUCAAGGCGAGGCCUCUGGGCGGGCCGGCCACUUAUUAAUUAGCACUUCAUUCGCUUUAUUGUGCCAUCUGUCAUGUCGUGGUCCCCUCCCCGAGACUUUUUUUUUCCCUGAUCACAGUCAGUUCGGAUGGAUUUUUCGUUGUUGUGGCGAAGAUUAUUUAUCGGAAGCCGCCCGCUGCCAGCAGAAAAUAGAAGGGCAAAGAAAGAGCUCAGGGAUGGGCGAUUCGAGAUCGGUCCCCCACUCUUUACAGGCGCCUGUGGUGUACCAGGCGAGCAGCAGCUGUUUCCUAACAUCGCUGGCUCUUAAAAAAAAUAUACGCACACGCUUUACUCAACUGUUUACCACAACCUAAUGCAACUUACAUGAUACAAAAGGAGCAACACACGAGUGAGGCAUCAGAAUGGCAGAACUAUUCAUGGAAUGUGAAGAAGAAGAACUGGAGCCUUGGCAAAAAGGGAAGAAAGAUGAUGAAGAUGAUGAUGAUGAUGAGCCCAUUUUUGUCGGAGAGAUAACAAGCUCCAAAAGCUCCAUUUACCCAAGUAAUAAAACAGAAGGCACUACAUUUAAUUUGACCCAGCAAGGAGGAAUGCAGAAUGGACUUAGCAGAGGCAUGAUGGUCUCCUUUAGCAGUGUAGGUGCGUCAUCCACAAACCAAUCAAUCAACCAUCAGACUGCUCCAUUAAAUUCGAGCGCAAUGGGUGUGUAUCAGCCAGGAUCACAAACUAUGCCUGCUUCGGUACCAACACAGCCUAUUGUCACAACACAGGGUUUUGCUGCUAAUGAUGUGGAUCCACCAACAACUGUGUCUCAGAGUUCAGGUGGAGUAGGAUACAAUGCAAGACAGAACCCAAGUCUAAGUCGCUAUCAAAACAGACCAACUGUUCCUGUGCUUUCCGCAAAUGCAGCCCAGAGCACGAAUGUCAGUAACAAGCGUCCAGCAAUCUGUGAGACAAACAAUAUUACUUCAAAGAAAUCAAAAUGCAUUGAAGCUGGAUCUGGGAGCAGUCCGUCAAUCUUGUCACCAUCUUCAACCACUUGUUCUGUAGUGGUGUCCUCAUUUAACAGUGCGUCAAAAGGACCGCAAAGUAAUAUUAAAAAUGGUGUACCAGUCCCAAGGGCUUGUCCAAAGUGCAACAUUCACUUCAAUGUCCUGGAUUCUUUGCGGCAGCAUAUGGUUUUCUGUUGUCCAGAUCUGGUGUCCAGCUAUUGUUCUGUGCAAUCAUCCGAACAACCGGCAAACAAAGUGUUGGAGAUUGAUAAAGGGAAACUUAUUAUGUUGGUCAAUGACUUUUACUAUGGAAAAGAUGAUGGCAAUGCCCACCUAAAUCAACAAGAUCAGAAGACCAAUACAACUUUCAAAUGCUACAGCUGUCUAAAGAUCCUUAAGAAUAAUAUAAGGUUUAUGAAUCACAUGAAGCAUCACAUGGAGUUAGAGAAGCAGAGCAGCGAGAGCUGGGAAAACCACACUACCUGUCAACAUUGUCAUCGUCAGUUCCCCACACCCUUUCAGCUACAGUGCCACAUUGAAACUGCUCACAGUCCAUAUGAGUCAACAAGUUGCCUUCUAGCAAUUUGCAAAAUUUGCGAGUUGUCCUAUGAAUCUGAGCAAGUACUUCUGCAACAUAUGAAAGACAAUCAUAAACCAGGGGAAAUGCCAUAUGUUUGUCAGGUAUGCAACUAUCGGUCAUCAAUGUAUUCAGAUGUUGAUAACCAUUUCCGCGUUGUUCAUGAAAAUACCAAGCAGUUGCUCUGCCCUUUUUGCCUUAAGGUCAUUAAAAGUGGAAAUGCUUAUGUUCAGCAUUACAUGAGACAUCAGAAAAAAGGAGUCUACCGUUGCAGCAAGUGUAAGCUUCAGUUCUUGACCUGUAAAGAAAAACUGGACCAUAAAACUCAACAUCAUAGGACAUUUCGGAAACCUAUGCAGCUAGAAGGUCUACCUCCUGGAACAAAGGUUACUAUUCGUGCUUCCAUGACACCUUAUCAGGUGGGAUCAUCUCCCAUGCCUUCAACUAACACUGCAACUGCACUCCAGUGCUCAUCAUCUGUAACUAAAUCACAGUUACCAACUAUAAAUCAAGUUAAUACUGGAACAAGUUCAUUAUCAUCACCAUACUUUAAGCAAGAGGAAAAGAAACCAAGUCUCCCCAACAAAAGAAUAACCAAAUCUGCUAACUUGGUACUGCGAUCAUUCAGGGCUGAAUCUGGGGUUCACAAGUGUAUUGAGUGUGACUCAGAAAUUAAAGUAUUUGCCAAUCACUUUUCUACUUAUGCCCAUUGCUCUUAUUGUCGAUUCAGAAGUAGCUGCAACAGAUCUUAUGUGGCUCACUUGAAGAGAUUUCAUACUGUCCCAAGUAAGAAGAAAUUUUUGAUGUUCAGAGAAUUUUCAAACAAAUUGAGAGAUGUCAAACUGGUGUGUACUCACUGUCCAUUUGAAGCUGAUACUACUGGCUCAGAUGCCAUGGCAAAGCAUCUUGUUCGAAAUCAAUACCAUGGCUGUCUUAUUGUUUCAUCGUCCACUGCUUCUUGUGUUGACAGUACGUUCAACAGGGGAAAUGAGGACAUUGCAGUAGCUGAGGAAAUGAAGAAAUCUGAGGAGCAACCAUCUCCCAUUUUGGCUGAUGCAGAAAGUUUGGAAAUUGAUUUAUCUUCUGAUGGAAGUCAACAGAAGACUGAUCAGCCUUUAAAACCUGAGGUUGAGUGUCCAUCUGUGGAAGCUGUGCCUUUAUCAAAUUGUGACAAAUUAAGUGAUCAUGAAGACAAAAUAAGCUUGAUUGAAAAUCUAGAAAGCAAUGAAAGCACUGAGAAACCGACAGAUGGUCUGUCAUCUGAAUUGAGUACAGAGAAGCAAAGCAACACUGAGGAGAUGGUACAAGAUGAUUCCUCUGAUAGAGAACCAGCAGCUUCUAGCACUGCUCAAAGUUUUAAUUCAGUUGAUCAUAAUGUAGACAUAAUACAAGAUGAAUUUAAGGACAGCACUGCUUGUGAUGAAACAAAAGAUUGCGAAACCCUUGAGGAUACCGUGCAGAAGUGUAAACGUACAGGGGAUGAAAAAAACUGUACGCGAGACAAGGGUGAUGAUGCAAGUGUAGAACAGGAUAAGGAUCCCAAAGAAGAUGUUUCUUUUGAACAGUUUUUUAGGAGUAAGGAUGAACCAGAAGCUGUUGGUUCUGAUGCGAGUGAGCAGGGCAGCAUCCAGCUGGAGCCACUCACUCCAUCUGAGGUUUUAGAGCAUGAAGCUACUGAGAUUCUACAGAAGGGGAGUGUGGUGACCUCCACUAAGAAAAAAGGAGCAACUGCUUCUGAGUAUGUAGAGGAAACUACUAAAGAGACCAGUCCUAGCACAAUACUCAUGAGCUCAGAACAUCUAGAAGAAAAUAAGAGCUGAAGUCUUGGGUGGGGCAUUUUACAAUCUUACCGAACUUUGUUGAUACAGACAGAUACACACCAAGCACACACAUACUUGUACUGUUAUAGGCUUUGAUAUUCUUAUCCUGUUCAGACUAGAGUUCACAUUCCUGUCUUUGUCAUAAACAUAGCAUGUGAAUAGAAAGGACUGAAAAUUCUGUAUAAAAUUAAGCACCUUUGUAUAGGUGUAAACUUGCCAGGCUCUUAGCUUACCUAAGUAAACUUUCAGUGAAAGUGGAAUCAUUACAGAUUACAUGAGAUUAUGCCAGUGUGCAGCUGUGCAGAAAAAUCUGACCUCAGUCAUGUACAAAAAGACAUAAUCCUGCUGUUGGUGUAACCCAGUGCAUAUUCUUUUAAUAGUCUUUAGAAGUAGAUCACUUAGGAUGGGUUACAUGGUAAACCAAAGUGCAGUUCAUUUUUUUCAUUUUACUGUAGAAAAUAGGAUACGUUGUAUUAAGUAAUGCUUUCUUUGUAUUGGCAUGUAUGUUUUGUUCAGCAGUUAAUUCUGCUUACCAAGGUAGACAUUAAAAGGCAAGGACUGCAGAAUAUGUAACAGUGAAUUGUUAUAAAAAAACACACUGCAGUACUCUUGUGCCAAGCUAACUGUGUGUAUCAGGAAGAAUAAAGCUGCUUAAAAUUAUACUGAAUAUUUUUUGCUACAUAUUUGGUAAAUAGCUCCAGACAUGUACUUUGCUUGUGACUGACAGUGGCUUGCUUUGUUGUACAAACAGUUUGUGCAGGAGACAAAAACCCUAUUUAAAUAUCAAUUUUAGACUUGACUCUUCAAAUGUGUCUUAAUUUUAUUUUGUUAUCAAGGUUGGUUUAUUUUAGUUAUGAGUACCAGAAGGUGCAUUAUAAUUACCAAAAUUUGGAAGUGCUGUGGGUAUGAGAGAGCACCCUGAUGCUGAUGGCUGUUUAUACCUGUUGAGUGUAUUUUGCUAGAGACUAGUUGGGUAAAGCAGUAUAAAAUAGCAUGUAUCAAAAUAUGAUUGUCUCUUUACAAAUCAAUUAUUUUUUUUCAAUUACUGCUUUAAAUAUUCUUCUCCAAAAAUUUACCGCUCAAACAUUUGUUCCAUCUGUUAACAAACAUAAUUUUUAAUAUCUCAUUACAUAGAAUUGUUUCUUAGACUUGCAGAUUUCAAGCCACAAAGCAAUAUAUAAAUAAUUUAGUCAAAUAAGAUUUCUUAUUGUAAUUGCAUAAUAAACACCUUGAGCAGUUGCACUUUCCACUUCUGAGAAAUAAUUAAUAAAAUGUGAACGUUUCUUAUUUAAGUCCUUUGAUUAAACUGGGGUCUUACAUAUUUUCUAAUAUUAAUAUGCAUUUGAGAUCCCACUUAAAGUGACUGUUGAGUGGCUGUCAUAGUGUUCUGGCUGCCUUAUGACAUGAAAAUGAAUCUUUCAGUUUUUUAAAUUAAAAUAAUAACUCAUAAAUGUGACAAUUUUCUGCAGACUUUCUAACUUAUCUCCCAUGCUGUUUGCCUCAAUGAAUCCUUUCAUCAGGACAGCAGUUACAUCUUACUGGCUUCCCCUCGAUUGCCAUCAAUGCCUUUCUGCAGUUGCAUAGCUGGACAUGUCCUUGUUGAUGUUUUUUUGUAGCUGUCAAGUUUUCUUUCCCAGAAAAUUUAUUAGUAGCUUUUAGUGUGUACUUGUAAAAUUUCAUUAAAGCAGCUUUGGACUUUGAGACCUUAACUGCUGAAAUAUGUAAUUUGAGUCACACAGGUUCAUAAAAAUUCUUUUAGGUAUUGAUUAAUAUAAUUGCAAGUUUAAAUCUCUUGCAGUAUGUUUUUAUAGAACGUCUUUAUACAAACAUUGUAUGGUAAACUGUAAUGCCCAGUUCUGAUAAAUCAUUGUGCUUUUAGUUUUUGAAGUCUGUGUUGAAAAAUAUCAGCCCAAUUCAAAAUGGGAGAUCUCUCACUAAUGUGUAAAAUCUGGCUUAGUUGAUGCUAAAUACUUAUGGUUUAGACUUAUCUGCAGGCAUUUCAAACUGGUGAAUGCAAUAAGGGCAAUGUUUCCAUGUCAUUUGUACCAGGCUCCUUCAAAACGGUUAAGUUUAUCUUGUAUUUUAAAAAAAUACACAACCUAGUGACUGUAGCAUCAGAGGUACUCAACUGUGUUUUUAAUCCAUGUGGACACUAUUCAAGAAUUGUUUGACAGUAGCUGCCUUCCAGAUCUUUGGGGUUUAGCAAAUGCAGUCUACCUUGUUGGGGAAAUGAGAACUGAAAUGCAGCCCAAUCUAAUAUAAUUUCCUUUACACAGUUAAUUUAUAGUGAUGUUGUAAAUACUUUUGUUAUGUGUUUUAAAAUUAUUAAUUUAGAAAUUGUUAGUACUUUACUUUAAGAAUAAUCUCCAUAUUUGUAUGUUGGAGUUACGUUGAUCUUUUAUUGCUGUUAUACGUCCAAAGUGUAAAUUUGCUUGUUCCACUCCAGGAUACUUGCACCUGAGUCCGUGAUAUAUUCAUGAAUGUAGGGUAUAAAAAGCAACUGUAAACAAAGCAAUGUGCAACUGAAUAAACAUUAUAUGAUGCUAUGCUUGCAAAUCUUGGCCAAUGGACAGAGGAGGCAAAUUUACAUUAUUGGACUAAACUACACUUGUCAGAACAGUUUGGACCUCUGAACUACAUAAAAUUAAUAACGGUGGUGCAAAGGCUUUUCUUAUAACUUUGUGUGACUUUUUAAUGCUGGUUAACUUGGAAAAAGAAAUAGGUUUCAUUGCUGCCAUUGCCACUUUUAGUUCUGGAACUGAAUUGACUCCUAUUCCGAGUAAGGUUACUGGACGCAGGGAGGGGUGGAAAUAAUGGUUUAUAUACUUUUCUUCUUGUAGAAGUUAAAUGUAAUUUUAAUGCCAGUGCCUGCAAGCUCAAAUAAAGAAAUUGCAUCUAAUGA